GAUACGCACCACGCCAUUUCGAUCAACUGGUCAAGAACAAAGGAAAUCCAAGUUUAUUUUGCAUGGAGAAAGAAGGUAUCAGUAAGACAAAGACAGCCAAUCAUGUGAAGCAGCGAUCAAAGAAAAGAAGAAAAUUAAAAAGAAGUCGGAGAUUUCACAAACAUGAAGUUGAGGAAGAAGUUAAGUGUGCCUCUUCCGCGUCUGAUUCAGAUGAAUCUCUGGGGACUUUUUGCGAUAGAUAUGAAAGAAAACAGAAAACAAAGAAAGAUGUAAAUCCAAAUCCCCCGGUCAGUGCCCAAGAGGAUACACCUUUAUCUUCAAGCCUUUUCCAGGACCCAUUGAUGAAGGACUUUAAAUCUUAUGUUGCAACAAAGAACAAAUUAAAGAGGAAAUGGGGAAUGUCAACUGUCAAGUCUGAAUGAGGAAUUUUUCAUUGUUUUCUUGAUGGACCUUCAUGAUCAAAAGCGAAAGAGAAAGUUCUGUAUGACCUGCAAUGAGGAAUUUUCAAACAGGUACUUUGCAAGACAUACAUGUAAAAAGAAACCCAUUCAUGACCAGACGAGUGCUGCUAGUGAUCAAGAUGUGCAAACAACCAAUCUCUCGGACACUCCGUCUACAUCCAGAGCCACAGUUGACUGCUUUAUGGAAACAGAAGAAACGGAAGCAUGUGCCGCAAGUGAUCUUGAAAGGAAUGAGUUAUCGUCCGACACUGAAAGUGACUGUGAAGGUACAGUUAUUGAUGAUGAAUUGUUAGAAAUGAUAAUUCAAAGCAGUGAAGGAGAGUCGACAUCUGAUAUAGAAACUGAAGACCAGGAAACUUUGUAUGUUCAAACAAUAUUGAAACUUCUCUUUAGGUGGCAGUCAGUUUUUUUUGUUUCAGAUCUUGCAUUAUCUUUUAUAGUUUUGUUGCUCAAGUCUGUGUUUUAUCUGUGUUCAUUCUCUUCCACUUUUCUUGACAAGCUUUACAGGAAAUUUCCAUCAACUGUAUAUCAAGCAAAUAAUGCAUUGCAUUUAAAGUUAGAUAAUUUUAAGAAAUAUGUUGUAUGUCCAAAAUGUUUUACAUUGUAUGAAUUUUCUCAGUGUAUUCAAUCAGUUGAAGGUAGAAAUAUUUCAAAGAAAUGCAGCAAAAUAGUUCAACCCAACCACAAACUUGCUCAUUUCAGAAAACCUUGUGGUGAAAUACUACUAAAUGAUGUCACAGUUAAAGCAAGUCUUUUAGCACGGAAAACAUAUUGUUACAAAAGUCUGAAGGAAAGUGUACAUAGACUUGUGAAGAAAAGGGGAUUUGAAGAAUUAUGUAAUAAUUGGAGAAAUCAAAGUUCUUCUGAAGAUAUAUUAAGUGAUGUUUAUAAUGGCAAUAUUUGGAAAGACUUUAAUGGAAGAAAAUAUGAUUUUUUUACAGAGCAAAGAAAUUUUGGACUUAUGUUAAAUGUAGAUUGGUUUCAACCUUUUAAAUAUUCAAAUUAUUCUGUUGGUGCUGUUUAUCUAUCAAUUUUAAAUUUGCCACGAGAAGAGCGCUUUAAACGAAACAACAUUAUUUUAGUGGGUAUAAUACCAGAUUGUAAAACAGAACCUCCCACAAAUACUUUUUUGGAACCAUUAGUGGAUGAGUUGCAAGAGGCAUGGGAGGGUUUUUAUUUGUAUAGUUAUACAUCCCCCUCUGAUCCUGUAAAAUACAGGCUCGCCCUUUUGUGUGUAGGGUGUGAUAUCCCAGCAAGCAGAAAGUUGUGUGGGUUUCUUGGUCAUUCAGCUACAAUGGGGUGUAACAAAUGCUUUAAAAGGUUUGAAGGAGAUAUUGGUCAAAAAAAUUAUGGUGGAUUUAAUUUGAAGGAAUGGGUGGAACGUGAUAAAGAUUCCCAUAUGAAGGUGGUCAAAGAAAUUAUGAAAUGUAAAACCAAAUCCCAUAGAGAAGAGAUAGAAAAGAAGAAUGGGAUAAGAUAUUCAGUACUUUUAGAGCUUGAUUAUUUUGAUCCUAUUGCUAUGACAAUAAUUGACCCAAUGCAUAAUUUGUUUUUGGGAACAGCAAAACGCAUGUUAACAGUAUGGAAAGAUCAGAAGCUUCUUUUGCCAGAACAUUUUGAUAAAAUACAAGAAAAAAUUGCAAUGGUCAUUUGUCCCUCAGAUAUUGGCAAAUUGCCUCAAAAGUUUUCCUCAAGCUAUGGUUCAUUUAAUGCUGACCAGUGGAAAAACUGGACCAUUAUAUUUUCAGUUUAUGCACUUAAAGGUCUUCUCCCUGAUAAUCAUUUAGAAUAUUGGCGGAAAUUUGUUUUGGCAUGUAAAAUUUUGUGUACUCGAUCACUAGGCAAAAGCAAUGUUAAGGUAGCACACAAGUUGCUCUUGUCAUUUUGUGAAUCUGUAGAAAAAAGCAUUUGGUCAAGAGGCUAUUACACCAAAUAUGCAUUUGCAUGCUCAUUUACAUAAGUGCUUGAAUGAUUUUGGUCCUGUAUAUGCAUUUUGGCUCUUCAGUUUUGAAAGAGAAAAUGGAAUAUUAGGUGCUAUUCCAUCUAAUAAUCGAUUUGUUGAGCUACAGCUUAUGAGAAAAUUUUUAAAAACUUUGCAUGUUGUUGAUAUUGACUGUGAGGAAAGUGUAAUUCAAAACUUUGGACCAGAUUUUAAGAAGAUUGUGUCUAUGAUUGAUGGAAAAGAUAGAGGUACAUUAGCAGAAAUGCAGAUGUGUCAGUAUGAAAGUUUUUUUCACAUGUCUUCUAGAAAUGUAGAUUUUUGCUAUUUUGAUUGGUCAAUUGAUGCAUUCAUUACAAAAGGUUUUUCCCAUUCUACUUUAAGAAAUUCCUUUGUCAAUGAUGGAGAUAUUUCUUUUUUGAAGGAUCUGUAUGCUGUUAUAUAUGCAAAUUUUGAAACUUUUGUAGUGUGCAACACAUGUAGAUCAACUGACAGUGUAAAUUUUUUUGGAAAUCUUGUUGGAACUAAGAAAGGUAGAAGCAAUCGUUCCUCAAUGAUCACCGGCCAUUGGGUAGGUGAAAAUGGACAUAUUUCAUCAUUUGAGAAUAUGAAUCUCAAACCUAGACCGGGACAAGUUGAGAAAAUAAUUCUACAUAAUGUUCUCAUUGAGGGAGUAUCACAUGUUCAUUGUCUUGCAAGGGUUAAAUGGUUUUCACCUGUUAAUGAAUCUUUACAAAAUUAUUAUGGUAAACCUAUUGAAAUUUGGAAAGCAGAUGUAUAUGAGGAUGAGGGACCUGCUAGCUUCAUUCCAAUUCAGAGAAUAAAAUCCAAAUUUGUUCAUGCAUAUCAGAAUUUUCAAGGUGUUAACGGAAUUGUUGUUAUACCAAGAGAGAGAUUUUUAUUUUGAAUUGUAUUGGAUUGCAGGCUCAAGCAUGUUUUGAUACUGUUUUAGUUUUCUUUUCCCACUACAAAUCAUAUUUAUUUUAUUAUGGUUAUUAGUGUUAUAGAGUUGUAUAACAAUUAAUGCUACAAAUUAUUGUAUGUAAUUUUGAAAUGCAUUUCAUUUGUACAAUGGAUUUUGAAUAUGAAGUUCAGUUUGUGAAGUUUUCUAUAUGCUAUAUGCUAUAUUUUAUUAACUUGUAGUUUUUUUUGGUUUAACAUGCUUGUUUGUGUUUGUCAGAAAGAUAUAUAUGCUUCAUGCUGAUGUUUUUGUUUUUUUUAUGUAGAUUGAAGAUGUCUAUUUUUUGUCUGACAACUAGAUUUGUACACAAAUAUCAAAUUUAUUUGCCUAUUGUUUAUGAUAUCCAUUGAAAUUUUGUUGUAUAGAUAUAGUAUAGAAUCAGAGGUUGUGCACAUACAAUAUUUUGUGAAGCUUUACACAUUGUAACAGGUUCAUAGUCACCUCAUUUUUAUAUGCAUAACAAAAACUUGUGAAGUCGAGCACAUGCAAUUUUGUGUGAAGCUGGACACAUAGGUAAACACCUAUCUCAUCAUCAUUCUACACCGCAAAAACUUGUGAAGUCGAGCACAUGCAAUUUUGUGUGAAGCUGGACACAUAGGUAAACACUUAUCUCAUCAUCAUUCUACACGACAAAAAUUGUGAAGUCAAGCACAUGCAGUUCUGUGUGAAGCUGGACACAUAGGUAAACACUCAUCUCAUCAUCAUUCUACACAACAAAAACUUGUGAAGUCGAGCACAUGCAGUUUUGUGUGAAGCUGGACACAUAGGUAAACACUUAUCUCAUCAUCAUUCUACCAGACAAAAGCUUAUGAAGUUGAGCACAUGCAGUAUUGAUAUAUAAAGCCAUAUCAUGCGCAAAAAAUGCACACUCACUUGCACAAGGUGCAUACUCUACAUUUUUAAAGUGUUUCAUUUAUUAUGCAUCAUGACUUGUUAUAAGAUGUAGAAUUUUUUAUAAAACACAUUAAGUUUCAAUGCUUCACGUUAAUAUUUUAAAAUAAAUAUAUGCAUUGUUUUUUAUUUUGAUAUGAACUAUUAUAUUAUGCAAAUUUUGUCAAUAAAAAUAUAAAAAUUGCA
Molecule: messenger RNA, 4438 nt
Organism: Magallana angulata
Lineage: Eukaryota; Metazoa; Mollusca; Bivalvia; Ostreida; Ostreidae
Exons: 4
Coding region: 445-2421 (658 amino acids)
Source: RefSeq, a predicted model, not a curated record